AUGACUGCUUAUGUUAGAUAUUCUGCACCUUUUGGUUUAUACGCCUCUGCUUGGUCAACAAAACCUGAUCAUCAUUUAAAAUUUCGUUUAGCAGUUGGAAGUUUUAUUGAGGAAUAUAACAAUAAAGUUUCAAUAGUUCAGCUACAAGAAGAACAAGGAGAAUUUGCACAUAUUGGGACAUUUGAACAUCCUUAUCCAGCAACCAAAGUUUUGUGGAUUCCAGACCCAAAAGGAAAUUACCCAGAUUUAUUAGCUACAACAGGCGAUUAUUUGAGGCUUUGGCGUGCCAGUGGAGGAAUUCAAAAUAAUGGAAUUUCUUUGGAAGUUAGGCUUGAUAAUAAUCGUUCAUCUGAAUAUUGUGCACCCUUAACAUCAGCAGAUUGGAAUGAAAUAGACGUCUCUUUGAUUGCAACAUCAAGUAUUGACACAACUUGUACAAUUUGGCAAAUUGAGACAGGCCAAGCAAUAACAACAACAGAACGUGCAAUAGAAGGAAAUGUUAAAACACAAUUAAUUGCGCAUGACAAAGAAGUUUUUGAUGUUGAAUUUUCUAAACUUUCUUCUGGUCGGGAUAUUUUUGCUUCUGCUGGAGCUGAUGGAAGUAUUCGAAUGUUUGAUCUUCGCCAUAUGGAAUAUUCUACAAUUGUUUUUGAAGAACCUUCAAGAAAGCCAUUAUUAAGAUUAGCCUGGAAUAAACAAGAUCACAAUUUUCUUGCAACUUUUGCACAAAAUUCUAAUGAGAUUUUUAUUCUCGAUAUAAGAAUUCCUUCAAUGCCCGUUUCUGUCCUUAAAAAUCAUACUGGCUCUGUUAAUGGAAUUGCUUGGGCACCCCAUUCAGCGUGUCAUUUAGUUACUGCUGCAGAAGAUUGUCAAGCACUUAUUUGGGAUGUACACCAAAUUAGGGUGGAAGACCCAAUUUUGGCAUAUUUAGCUGGAGGGGAGAUUAAUCAAGUUUGUUGGUCAAGUACUUUAACCGAUUGGAUAUCUAUUUGUUAUGAUAAGAAUUUGGAACUUUUACGAGUUUAGAAGACGAAAAUGGAAGAGAAAAACAAAUUUUAAUUGUAUAUAAAUGAAAUGUAAAUAUAUGUAUGUAAAUAUUAAUAACUAGGGAGGGGAAAAAUAUGAACGCAAAAUUUCCCAAAAUAGCCACGAAAUAUGCAUCGAAAAAUAGUGAA
This is a messenger RNA of Meloidogyne enterolobii, 1175 nucleotides long. The record is from the annotation of a GenBank genome assembly. NCBI's taxonomy places the organism in Eukaryota, Metazoa, Nematoda, Chromadorea, Rhabditida, Meloidogynidae.